Mangifera indica (mango) is the source of this 1450-nucleotide messenger RNA. RefSeq names its product L10-interacting MYB domain-containing protein-like. The record is from RefSeq and is a predicted model, not a curated record. The coding region runs from base 493 to 1344 and encodes 283 amino acids. The transcript is spliced from 2 exons. NCBI's taxonomy places the organism in Eukaryota, Viridiplantae, Streptophyta, Magnoliopsida, Sapindales, Anacardiaceae.
CUAGCGCUCAAAAGUCGAUGUGGUUCUUAAAAUUUGACAGCAGAAAGAGUGGCAUUCAGGGGGAAAAGGGCAGGGCCAUUGAGGAUAAAAAGAACAAACUUCGGCUGGGAAAAGAACAGAGCCAUUUAGGAUAAAAUCACCUCCCCUGCAACCAAGUGUGUUUAAAAUUUUUUUGUUUCUUCACCACUGUAGUGUUCAUGAAUCGAAAUUAGUCUCGAGUCCUCGUUUUUUCUUCAUAGGUUAAGUUAUUAACUCUUUCUCUCUUUCUCUGUUUCACUUGGAUUUUACGUCUGGAUAUGCUUCCCAAUUUCAAACAAUUUGUCUCUUUAUCACCUUUAAUUUUUCAAAAUUUGUGAUUUACAACUCUGCGAAAAACCCUUAAUUUUCUAAUUCUAAUCUGAAAUUGGGUUAGUGGGAAUUCCUUGUAUCUGUAGUGGGUGGCCGUUAAAAAUCAUAUUUUUUACUCAGUUUUGUUGAAUGAGAAAGUUGUAGAUGGCGAGCCGGCUCUCCCUGUCAAAGAGGCAAUUGUCACAGCAGCAUCAGUCAAGGGCUAGGUGGACUACAUUCUUAACAAAGGUUCUUACGGACUUGAUGGUUGAUCAAGUUCAUAAAGGGAAUAGAAAAAACAAUUCUUUCAACAGGAAAGCUUGGAGAUUUAUAUGUGAUGAAUUCUAUAAAAAAACUGGUCUCAAGUGGGAUAAGGAGCAACUCAAGAAUAGAUAUUCUGUUUUGAGAAGACAGUAUGGCCUUGUGAAGUCUCUUCUUGAUCACAGUGACUUCGUUUGGGAUGACUCCACUGGGACUAUUAUAGCUACUGAUGAAGCCUGGGAUAAAUAUGGCCAGGGACAUGUUGAUAUAGAGAACAUAAAACUGAAUGGAUGCCCUCUCUAUAGACAAUUAAGUUUAAUAUUCUCUGAGUCAGUGACUACCAAUGGGAAAAAUGUCCCGUCAGCUGAACUUGACGGAGCGCUUUCUUCAGAAUCUGAGGAUGAAAUGGCAGAUGAUCAAGAAAUCCCAUCUGCUAUGCCUAGUUCUAAUUCAACUACAAUACGAAAUAAAGGUCGAAAGGGUAUCAAUGAUGCUAUUGCAAGAGCUAUAUUAGAAAUGGCAGCAGCUUCAAAGAUGAGAACAGCUGCUGUAAACUACUCUAGUAGCAGAUACUCUAUUGCUAGUUGUAUCAAAGAAUUGGACCAAAUGCAGAUAGUUGAAGAACAAGUCUAUCUGGCAGCUCUAGAUCUGUUCCACAACCGUAAUGCAAGAGAAACAUUCUUGUCUCUCAAAGGCGAUAAAAGAUUGAUUUGGUUACGCAGAAAAUGUAUUGGGCAAUGGCAAUCCAGUGCCUGAUACUGAUAGAACUCUGCAUAUAAUUAGUCCCAAAUAUUGUCCAUAGUGAAACAGAAGUUAUAGUUGUUUUGUAUUAUUAUACUUAAUAAAAUUAAUUUAUAAAUCA